ACUGAGAUCUGAGACAUCCAUCGCCUUCGCAUCAGAUUCAUAGGGGUUUCAGUUGAGGGCGUCUUAAUAAACGCUUCCAAUUUUCUCUCUCUACUUACCAUUCUUCAGAUCUCUCUGUGCAUAUCCAUCUCUAGAUCCAUACCUUCCAGCGACAAUGAGAGAGUGUAUCUCCAUUCACAUUGGUCAAGCCGGUAUUCAGGUCGGCAAUGCCUGCUGGGAACUUUACUGCCUCGAGCAUGGCAUUCAGCCUGAUGGCCAAAUGCCUAGUGACAAGACUGUUGGGGGUGGUGAUGAUGCUUUCAACACCUUUUUCAGUGAAACUGGUGCUGGAAAGCAUGUUCCCCGUGCAGUUUUUGUAGAUCUUGAGCCCACUGUCAUCGAUGAGGUGAGGACAGGAACAUACCGCCAACUUUUCCACCCAGAACAGCUCAUCAGUGGCAAGGAAGAUGCAGCUAACAACUUUGCCCGCGGACACUACACCAUUGGAAAAGAGAUUGUUGAUCUCUGCUUGGAUCGUAUCCGGAAGCUUGCUGAUAACUGCACUGGUCUUCAGGGUUUCCUGGUCUUCAAUGCUGUUGGUGGAGGCACUGGCUCUGGUCUUGGUUCCCUUCUUCUGGAACGUCUGUCAGUUGAUUAUGGCAAGAAAUCGAAGCUUGGUUUCACUGUCUAUCCUUCACCACAGGUUUCAACCUCCGUUGUUGAACCCUACAACAGCAUACUCUCUACCCACUCCCUUCUGGAACACACUGAUGUUGCUGUUCUGCUGGAUAAUGAGGCCAUCUAUGAUAUUUGCAGACGUUCUUUAGAUAUUGAGCGACCCACCUACACUAACCUUAACCGUUUGGUUUCUCAGGUGAUUUCAUCCCUGACUGCUUCCCUAAGGUUUGAUGGUGCAUUGAAUGUUGAUGUGAAUGAGUUCCAGACUAACCUGGUACCAUACCCCAGGAUUCACUUCAUGCUUUCAUCUUAUGCCCCUGUUAUCUCGGCUGAGAAGGCCUAUCACGAGCAGCUUUCAGUUGCAGAGAUCACUAACAGUGCAUUUGAACCGUCAUCCAUGAUGGCCAAGUGUGAUCCUCGCCAUGGCAAGUACAUGGCAUGCUGCCUGAUGUACAGAGGCGAUGUGGUUCCCAAGGAUGUCAAUGCAGCUGUGGCCACUAUCAAAACUAAGCGCACAAUCCAAUUUGUGGACUGGUGCCCCACUGGAUUCAAAUGUGGUAUCAACUACCAGCCCCCAACCGUUGUUCAGGGUGGUGAUCUUGCCAAGGUGCAGAGGGCUGUGUGCAUGAUCUCGAACUCCACUAGCGUUGCAGAGGUGUUCUCACGCAUUGACCACAAAUUUGACCUCAUGUAUGCUAAGAGGGCAUUUGUACACUGGUAUGUCGGUGAGGGAAUGGAGGAAGGUGAAUUCUCUGAAGCCCGUGAGGACCUUGCUGCUCUUGAGAAGGACUACGAGGAGGUAGGUGCUGAGUAUGCUGAGGGUGAAGAUGGUGAUGAGGGAGAUGAGUACUGAGUGGUGAAUGUGUGCUUUUGUCCUGCUAGUUUUAUUUCAUUUCCUUGUUUCUCUGUCUGGUGGUGUUUGCUAUGUUGGUCUUUCUCUAUGGUUGUUGUAUUCUUCUAUUUUCGCUCACUUUGUUUGCAGCAGCUGCUUAAUUGCUGUUUGCAAUGUUAUCGUGUUCUUGUACUAGACUUCUUUGAUGAUAUGAAUGUGGCUGUGUUAGAAAUUGUCUA
Cornus florida is the source of this 1728-nucleotide messenger RNA. RefSeq names its product tubulin alpha-3 chain. The coding region runs from base 155 to 1510 and encodes 451 amino acids. Gene Ontology annotation, molecular function: GTP binding; structural constituent of cytoskeleton. The transcript is spliced from 4 exons. The record is from RefSeq and is a predicted model, not a curated record. Gene Ontology annotation, cellular component: microtubule; cytoplasm. Gene Ontology annotation, biological process: mitotic cell cycle; microtubule cytoskeleton organization. Lineage: Eukaryota; Viridiplantae; Streptophyta; Magnoliopsida; Cornales; Cornaceae.